UAAUAAUUACCUCAGCGGUAGGCGUACCUUUUCAUUUCCUCUCUACUUUUUUCAAGUUUCAGUUUCAUUUCUCAGUAACCGGACGUCUCUCUCUGUAGCUGAGGGGAGCUAGCAGCUCAGCUCAGCGCUAACGACAGUGUUGCUCAGGCUGAACUCACGUCAAAAUGACCUCAAUCAUCUCUAAAUUCAUCAUCAAGACCCUGUGCGACAACCAGGGAUGUUUGGACUUCAGGCGCCUGGAUGAGAAGAUCGGACAGAGUUUCACUGUUGCGGAUUCCGUCCUGCACAGUGUCCUCUUCGACGACGGUAAAAUAGCCAUUAAAGAAGGCAAACUGAGGGCUGCUGGUCAGGUCAUCAGCCCGGACAGUCUGGUGGUGGCAAAAACCAGCCUGCGACUGUGUCAGAAGAAAGCCGGAGAGUGCGCACAGUGUGGCGGGUUACACCUGUGCAAGUAUCAUGUUUGCGGAGAGUGUACGUUCGGAAACAAGUGUAAAAAACCCCAUAAUCUGGCUUCUCCACACAACGCUGAGCUGUUGAAGACAUAUGGUCUUCACGAUCUGACUGAGAAGCAGCUGUUCCAGCUGUUACUGCAGAAUGAUCCUUUUCUGCUUCCUGAGAUCUGCCUACAUUACAACAAGGGCGACGGUGAGCACGGUUCCUGCAGGUUCAAAACUGACUGCAACAAGCUUCACGUCUGCCAACACCAUCUCCAGGGGGACUGUAAGUUUGGCCCUUCCUGUAAGAGAACCCACAAUAUCAACGUGAAGACCUUGCGAGGAUUCAGUCAGGAGAAUAUCAACAACCUUCAUGAGAUCUACAGAAAUAAAUUCAUCAUUAUGGAACCACAGGAGAGACGAGCCGCUGCUGUUGUUGUGCUGCCUGAAGUGAGAUUGCCCAUUCGGGUGCCUUCCCACAACAACCCUGCUGGACCCCCCGCUCGUUCUGCUGGUGCAUCCAAACCCAUGAGCGAUGUUGACAAGAAUGAAAUCUGCCUCUUCUUCAUUCGCAGGCACUGCAGCUUCAAAGAGAAGUGUGCCAGAGUCCACUGGCACUUGCCUUACAGGUGGCAGGUUUUGGACAGCGAUGGUGUGACCUGGAAGGACCUGCCCAACAUGGAGGACAUUGAGAAGGCCUACUGUGAUCCAGAAAGUGACAGAAGCUGCAAGGAUCAACUAUCACCCACCGCUGCCUUGGGGAUAUUCAGAUUUCUGUCUCUACAAAGCCCUGCGUCCACCGUUGAGCCAUCAGUUGACUUCACGACGAUGACGUAUGGAGGGGCUCAAGUUCGUCGCCUGUCCACUGCCUCCUCUGUCUCAAAGCCACCGCACUUCAUUCUUACAACAGAGUGGCUUUGGUACUGGAAGGAUGAGAGUGGGAUAUGGCUGGAGUAUGGACACGGCUCUGGUGACACACAGGCCUCCAUCACCUCUCAGACUCUGGAGAACGUAUACCUGGCAGACAGAGACACAGAGAUUCCUUUCAGUGCUGGCAAACAUCAGUAUAUCCUCCACUUCAAAGGCGCACUGGGAACCCAGCAGAUGUUUCAGGAGAACAUAAGAUACAAGACCAUGAGAGAGGUCAGAAGGAGGCCUUGCUUUGUGUCUGCUCAAGAUGUGGAGGUGAAGCUGAAGAGUGGGUCAUCACACAGCUCCAGCUCCUCCACAGCUGAAAGUUUCCCCUCCUACUGGGACAAGAAUGUCCUUCCUGAUUUUGGAUACAAGCUCAUAUCUCUCCCUCAAUCUGCAAAGGAGUACAGUAGGAUUGAGACAUUGUUUAAGCACACCAUGCCACAGAGUAAGAUUAAGACCAUCCAGAGGAUCCAGAACCCAUCUCUGUGGAAAGUCUUUCAGUGGCAGAAGGAGCAGAUGAUGAUGAGGAAUGGAGGGAAAGCCGUCAAUCAGCAAUACUUGUUCCACGGGACAGACGAGUCCCUGAUUGAAGCCAUCUGUGAACAAAACUUUGACUGGAGGAUGUGUGGUGUUCACGGGACGGCCUAUGGCAAAGGGAGCUACUUUGCCAAAGAUGCGUCCUACUCCGACAGAUAUACCAGCAAGAAAAGCCUGAACAAGAUCAUGUUUGCUGCUCUGGUCCUGGUGGGGGAGUACACCAAGGGGAGCAGCGCUUAUGUCCGUCCCCCGGCAAAAAGAGAUGGCAAAACCCUCUAUGACAGUUGUGUUGACCGUGAGAGCGGCCCCAGCAUCUAUGUCAUCUUUGAUAAGCAGCAGAUUUAUCCAGAGUAUCUCAUCAACUACUUGUAAGUCCCAAUACUGUUGUUCCCCUUUCUCAAGACUUUGAACAGGGGACGAAAUAUCAUGUAACACUCAUACUCUGAUGAUAGGCAGCAGGUGGCUUUGUUUAGGGUUUGUGGAGUUUUUACAGUGGUGGCGGGAGUAUUCGUAUACUUCACAUAUGCAGUAAAUGUAACAUCACAAUGAAAAAAUAUAAGUAAAAGUCCUGCAUUCUGAAUUGUAUGUAAAAGCUGAGUUUUAGCAACGAAAUAUACUUCAAGAAUCCAAAUGAAGAACCAAAGGAGCGGCAGAAUGGCCCCUGUAAAGGUUAUAUUGUAUAUUAAAUUACUGGAUGAUUGUUACUCAUGCAGAAAUGUUUAAGGCAAAUUGAGGUAGAGCUCAUUUGAGCUUAUUUUAUUUUGCGUUGCAUUCAGUUUAUAAAUUGACAUGUUACAAUAUUUCCUCCCAAAGCUGAAAUUGUUCAGUGUGAUUAUGACUGUGUGCACUAGUCAAUCUGUGAAUCAGACAAUACCAAUAUCCUUGACGACAUUUUUUUAAUGAUUGGUGUCUGGUGUUGUAAGAAUGUUAGCGGUUGUUAGGUAAUGAACAUACUAAAAAUUGCCAUGCCAUGUCAAUCUAAUUAUGUAACAAUAGAACAGGUCAAUAAAGAUACAUUUCAUCAUCA
This is a messenger RNA of Acanthopagrus latus (yellowfin seabream), 2913 nucleotides long. RefSeq names its product poly (ADP-ribose) polymerase family, member 12a (gene parp12a). Gene Ontology annotation, molecular function: metal ion binding; NAD+ poly-ADP-ribosyltransferase activity. Lineage: Eukaryota; Metazoa; Chordata; Actinopteri; Spariformes; Sparidae. The transcript is spliced from 11 exons. The record is from RefSeq and is a predicted model, not a curated record. Bases 165 to 2258 code for a protein of 697 amino acids.